UGUGGUGCAGUUUGUUGAUCUCUAGGCAUUGUUUUAUUUAUUUAUUUAUUUUUGGGUUAAAUUUCUUUAUCUUAUUGUAUUACUUCUUUUGGUUGUGUUUGUGGUCUGCUUCGUAUUACUAGGCGAGGUCCUGAACACUAUACUAAACACUACUCCUGUUUUGAGUUUGAGUUCAAAGCAAGCAAGACAUAUAGUUUUUAGAGAGAGACAGAAAACGAGAAGAAGCAGCAAAGCCAAUGAUGCAAAUCCGAGAAGAAAGUUUUGGAAAUUGAGGCAAAUGUCGAUGCCCAGCUCGAGGCAAAUCCUCUUCUCUUCCUUUCUUCCUUCUCCUUCUUCCUUAUCAUUCUUUAUCCUUACUCUUCUCCCAACUCUUCUAUCAACUUCUUUGGCUUCACCAAGCCAUGAAGCCUCCAUUCUUUUCUCUUGGCUACAUUCUUCUUCUUCUCCACCCUCUUUCUUCUCUAACUGGAACAAUCUUGAUUCUACGCCAUGCAACUGGACCUCCAUAACAUGCUCUUCUCAAGGUUUUGUCACUGAAAUAAACAUCCAAUCUGUUCCUCUUCAGCUUCCGUUACCAUUCAAUCUGUCUUCGUUUCGUUUUCUAAGUGAACUUGUCAUUUCUGAUGCCAAUAUCACUGGAACCAUCCCACUUGAUAUUGGUGAUUGUGUUUCACUCACGUCCAUUGACCUCAGCUCUAAUAGUCUUGUUGGCAUAAUUCCUGGGAGCAUUGGCCGGCUUCGAAAACUUGAGGACUUGAUUUUGAACUCUAAUCAGCUAACUGGGAAAAUGCCAGUUGAGCUAAGCAACUGCAGUAGACUCAAGAAUCUGCUUCUUUUUGAUAAUCGCUUAAGUGGUUAUAUCCCAACCGAGCUAGGGAAAUUGUCCAGUCUUGAGGUUCUUAGAGCCGGAGGGAACAAAGACAUUAUUGGCAAAAUUCCAGAUGAGCUUGGCGAUUGCAGCAACUUGACUGUUUUGGGGUUGGCUGAUACAAGAAUUUCAGGUUCUUUGCCUGUUUCAUUGGGCAAGCUAAGUAAGCUGCAAACGUUGUCCAUUUAUACAACAAUGCUCUCUGGUGAGAUUCCACCAGAUAUAGGUAACUGCUCUGAGCUUGUCUACUUGUUUCUUUAUGAAAACAGUCUCUCUGGAUCAAUUCCACCGGAGAUUGGCAAGCUUAAAAAGCUUGAGCAACUGUUGCUAUGGCAAAAUAGUCUUGUUGGAGUCAUCCCGGAAGAGAUUGGCAACUGUAUCAGCUUGAAAAUGAUUGAUCUCUCUUUAAAUUCUCUGUCUGGGACAAUACCUUCUUCUAUAGGAGGCCUCUUGGAGCUUGAAGAGUUUAUGAUUAGUAAUAAUAAUGUGUCUGGUACAAUACCAUCUAGUCUUUCCAAUACUUCAAAUCUUCUGCAAUUGCAACUGGACACAAAUCAGAUCUCAGGUUUAAUCCCACCUGAGCUUGGAAAUUUAUCAAAGCUCACUGUUUUCUUUGCCUGGCAAAACCAGCUGGAAGGAAGCAUUCCUUCUAGUUUGGCUAAAUGCAGUAGCCUUCAAGCACUAGAUUUGUCUCACAAUUCUCUCACAGGAAGCAUCCCUCCAGGCUUGUUUCAGCUCCAAAACCUCACGAAGCUUCUCUUAAUAUCUAAUGAAAUUUCUGGUUCUAUACCACCAGAUAUUGGUACCUGCAGCUCUCUUGUGCGGCUAAGACUUGGUGACAACAGGAUUUCUGGUGGCAUUCCUAAAGAAAUUGGGGGUCUCAGGAACUUGAACUUUCUUGAUCUCUCUAGCAAUCGCCUUUAUGGGUCGGUCCCUGAUGAGAUAGGAAGUUGCACAGAAUUGCAAAUGAUAGACCUUAGCAACAACACUAUACAGGGUUCCCUGCCAAACUCAUUGUCAUCUCUAAGUGGGCUUCAGGUCCUAGAUGUCUCAGUUAAUCAAUUUGAUGGUCAAAUACCAGCUAGCUUGGGUCGUCUUAUUUCACUUAACAAGCUAAUUCUUAGCAGAAAUUCAUUCUCUGGAUCAAUACCUUCAUCACUUGGCCUCUGCUCAAGCCUUCAAUUGCUUGACCUUAGCAGCAAUGAGCUCAUUGGCAGCAUCCCAAUGGAAUUAGGUCGAAUAGAAGCCCUUGAAAUUGCUCUCAAUCUCAGUUAUAAUGGACUUACAGGGCCAAUUCCACCUCAGAUAUCUGCACUCACUAAGCUUUCAAUAUUAGACCUUUCACACAAUAAGCUUGAGGGAAAUUUAAGUCAGCUUGCAGGUCUUGACAACCUUGUUUCUCUUAACAUAUCUUACAAUAACUUCACUGGCUAUCUUCCUGAUAAUAAGCUGUUUAGACAGAUAUCACCAACGGACUUGGCUGGUAACCAAGGCCUUUGUUCUUUAAUCAAGGACUCCUGUUUCUUGAGUGAUGUAGGCAGGACAGGACUGCCAAUGAAUGGAGAUGACAUAAGGCAGUCACGAAAGCUUAAGCUGGCAAUUGCUUUGUUGAUCACAUUGACAAUAGCAAUGGUGAUUAUGGGAACAAUUGCUAUUAUUCGUGCAAGAAGAACAAUUAGAGGAGAUGAUGAGUCUGAGUUGGGAGACUCAUGGCCCUGGCAAUUCACUCCAUUCCAGAAGUUGAAUUUCUCUGUAGAUCAAGUACUGAGAUGCCUGGUGGAUGCCAAUGUAAUUGGAAAAGGGUGUUCUGGUAUUGUUUAUCGUGCUGAUAUGGAUAAUGGUGAAGUCAUUGCUGUGAAGAAGCUCUGGCCAACUACAAUGGCUGCAGCCGAUGGAUGCACCGACGAAAAAAGUGGCUUUCGUGAUUCCUUCUCAGCAGAAGUAAAAACACUUGGCUCCAUACGGCACAAGAACAUAGUUAGGUUCUUGGGUUGUUGUUGGAAUCGAAAUACAAGGUUGCUGAUGUAUGACUACAUGCCUAAUGGAAGCCUUGGCAGUCUCCUUCAUGAAAGAACAGGAAAUGCAUUGGAAUGGGAUCUUAGGUACCAAAUUUUGUUGGGAGCAGCAGAAGGCCUGGCUUAUUUGCACCAUGAUUGUGUUCCUCCAAUCGUUCACAGGGAUAUCAAAGCCAAUAACAUCCUCAUUGGCCUUGAAUUCGAGCCUUAUAUUGCAGAUUUUGGCCUUGCCAAGCUUGUUGAUGAUGGCGAUUUUGCUCGGUCCUCCAAUACAGUUGCAGGCUCUUAUGGAUAUAUUGCUCCUGAAUAUGGCUAUAUGAUGAAGAUCACAGAGAAGAGCGAUGUUUAUAGCUAUGGCGUAGUGGUAUUAGAAGUCUUGACAGGAAAGCAACCAAUUGAUCCAACAAUACCAGAAGGACUGCAUGUAGUAGAUUGGGUUAGACAGAAGAGAGGAGCAAUUGAAGUGCUAGACCCUUGCUUCUUAUCUCGACCCGAAUCUGAAAUAGAUGAGAUGAUGCAAGCAUUAGGUAUAGCAUUAUUGUGUGUAAAUUCCUCCCCUGAUGAAAGGCCUACCAUGAAAGAUGUGGCUGCAAUGUUUAAGGAGAUCAAACAUGAAAGAGAGGAGUAUGCAAAAGUAGAUAUGCUCCUUAAAGGAUCACCAGCAACUGAUGCAGAAAACAAGAGCUCAAGCAGUGCAGUCCCAGCAACUUCAUCAUCAAAGCCAUCAAUGCAAAGUUUAUUAUAUCCAAAAAGCAAUAACUCAAGCUUCUCUGCUUCCUCAUUACUUUACUCAUCUUCCUCCAAUGCCAAAGUGACUUUCAAGUGAAAAAUUCUAGUUGUUGCACAGUCAUAUAGAGGAGAAGCUUGCUUUCUUGUAUGUUUGGUAACCCUUUGUUCUUUUCAAUGUAAAGUAAUUAAAGGUUGAUAUGUUUGUUAUGCCCAAAUGCAAAACAAGAAAAAGAGCCAAUAUCUUCCAAAUUUCAAUUUGCAAAUUAUAGCCUAUAAGAACCAAGCACUUCAUUUCCUUGAAGACUUGUUUUUGUUUAGGCUUAUCAUCAAACAGAUUCAGUUAAGCAAAUUAUUAGCAGGUACUG
Manihot esculenta (cassava) is the source of this 3977-nucleotide messenger RNA. Its product is annotated as LRR receptor-like serine/threonine-protein kinase RGI1. Gene Ontology annotation, biological process: protein phosphorylation. The transcript is spliced from 2 exons. The record is from RefSeq and is a predicted model, not a curated record. Gene Ontology annotation, molecular function: protein kinase activity; protein binding; ATP binding. Bases 278 to 3709 code for a protein of 1143 amino acids. Lineage: Eukaryota; Viridiplantae; Streptophyta; Magnoliopsida; Malpighiales; Euphorbiaceae.